Molecule: messenger RNA, 1341 nt
Organism: Neltuma alba
Lineage: Eukaryota; Viridiplantae; Streptophyta; Magnoliopsida; Fabales; Fabaceae
Product: solute carrier family 25 member 44-like
Exons: 2
Coding region: 285-1325 (346 amino acids)
Biological process (GO): transmembrane transport
Source: RefSeq, a predicted model, not a curated record
AUUGCUAAUCUCAGCUCUAUUGGAUCGUUUCUCUUCCCCCCUCCCUCCCUCUCUCAAAUUCUGGUUCUCUUGCUCCUUAGGUUUUAUCUUUCUCUGCGUCCUCUCUCAAUCGACUUGCUUGAUUGGGACAUGAUGAAUUGAUGAGCUACUCCAAAAAAAAAAGGAAAAAAUGAUCAGGGUCCAUACUUCUCUGGAUUUGGCUUUACAGUGGUAAGGGAAACUGUCUGUUAAGGGUCUUCCCGAAUUCGUCUGUCCGUUAGAGUGGUUUCUCCAAAGUGGCGAAGAUGAGUUUAGGUGCAGCUGAGGACGAUUCGGCUUCGGAAAUUCAUAUCCCAGCAGAAAUAGACUGGCACAUGCUUGACAAAUCCAAAUUCUUCUUCUUAGGCGCCGCCUUAUUUUCUGGUGUAUCUACCGCCCUUUAUCCUAUUAUUGUGUUAAAGACCCGCCAGCAGGUUUGUUCUUCUCAGAUUUCUUGCUUCCAGAUGUCUUUUUCCAUCAUGCGCUAUGAAGGCUUUAGAGGGUUUUACAAAGGUUUUGGUACCUCUUUGACUGGAACAAUCCCUGCUCGGGCACUUUACAUGGGUGCACUUGAGGUGACCAAGAGCAAUGUUGGCUCUGCUAUUGCUGGUUUGGGGUUUUCAGAUACCACCGCCACCGCCAUAGGUAAUGCAGCUGCAGGAGUGAGCUCUGCUAUGGCAGCACAAUUAGUUUGGACCCCAAUUGAUGUUGUGAGUCAAAGACUCAUGGUUUGCGGUAGCAGUAACGUGCUCUCCAGUGUUCAUUGUGGGAAUUACAGGAAUGGUUUUGAUGCCUUCAGGAAAAUUCUUUGCACCGAUGGGCUGCGAGGUUUGUAUAGGGGAUUCGGAAUUUCCAUAUUGACUUAUGCCCCGUCCAAUGCUGUAUGGUGGACUUCUUACUCUAUGGUCCAUAGGCUCAUCUGGGGUACUUUUGGUGGCUAUAUGGGUAAGAAGGAUGAUAGCAAAUUGGCCAAUGGCUAUUGUUUUAGACCUGAUUCCAAGGCUAUGGUUGCAGUCCAAGGGUUAAGUGCAGUUGUGGCCAGUGGGGUUUCGGCCAUUAUAACUAUGCCACUUGACACUAUCAAGACAAGGUUGCAGGUUUUGGAUGCAGAGGAGAAUGGACGAAGGAAGCCAUUAACUGCUAUGCAGACUGUUAGGAAUCUGGUGAAGGAAGGAGGCUUUAUUGCUUGUUACAGAGGAUUGGGACCAAGGUGGGCUUCAAUGUCCGUGUCUGCUACAACCAUGAUUACUACCUACGAGUUUUUGAAACGAAUGUCUACCAAGAGGCUAGACAAUGUAUCUGCAUAAUGUCUCGAGGCAGGAG